Polypterus senegalus (gray bichir) is the source of this 3196-nucleotide messenger RNA. Its product is annotated as Fc receptor-like A. The record is from RefSeq and is a predicted model, not a curated record. Gene Ontology annotation, biological process: cell surface receptor signaling pathway. Bases 106 to 1224 code for a protein of 372 amino acids. Gene Ontology annotation, molecular function: transmembrane signaling receptor activity. Lineage: Eukaryota; Metazoa; Chordata; Cladistia; Polypteriformes; Polypteridae. The transcript has 10 exons.
CCGGAAGUCAAACUAAACCUGGAACCACCACACACACAGAUAUUUGUUGGAUACAGUUUUACUUUGAGAUGUGCCUCUGAAGAAGGUCAUUCUGCUUGGAAAUACAUGCGCUUAAGAGGGCAAAAAGCAGAGUCUCUAUCGUCAUGCUUGAGAGAGACUGAACAAUGCACAAUCAAAAAUGCAGCACAAACUGACAGUGGAGUGUACUGGUGUGAGUCUGGACAGAAGCGCAGUAACUCCAUCACCUUAUUUGUGAGCGGUGGACAUACUGUCUUGCAAGCUCCACCUCAGCCUGUUAUUGAGGGAGAUGCUCUAAUCUUGAAAUGUCGUUAUUGGUGGAGUGGAUAUAAAGCUACUUUUUACAAGGACAAUGCACUGUUCUCAUCCUUAACAAAUGAAGAGCCAACCAUCAACAAUGUAUCCAAAAGGAAUGAAGGGACAUACAAAUGCCAAAUAAAUGGAUAUAAUUCUCCAGAGUUGAUGGUAUCAGUGAGACGCCUCUUCUCCAGAUUGUCUUUAAAAGCAUCCCCUGCACUCAAAGUGCAAGUGGGUCAGAUUUUAAACUUGACUUGUGAGGCUUUAGUGAAUAAAAAGGAGAGAGUGAAGCUGAUGUAUACAUUCAUGAAAGACAACGUGACUGUAACAAACAGUGACUCAGCUGUCCACAGCAUAAUGACUGCUAACCGGAGCCACACUGGAGCCUAUCGGUGUAUUGUACGGUCAGUCACAGGAGUGACGAAGGAGAGUGAAUCAAUUAUCAUCGUCGUAGAAGGUUCCAGUAUGAUGAUUAUUAUGGUUGCUGUUUUCUGCUCAGUAUUUUUUAUACUCCUGGUCAUUUUAAUUGUUACAUUUUAUCACAUUUCCAAGAAAAAAGGUUUGCUGUGUUUUCAAGAUAAAACAAGAAUUUCCACAGAUCAGCACCACGCAUAUCCAGAAUGCAUUGACCUGCCUGGCCAAACACAAGAAGGUCCUCCCACAUCCACUAAAGAUGAUGCGAUAUACACUGAGAUCAGCCCGAGCCCUGAAGACCAGGGUGUUGAUGAUGCCGAUCCAGUAGACGAAGUCUUAUACUCAGACCUUGACUUGAAGACGUUAAAGAAGAAUAAAAAAGAUUGGAACACUUUGGGAAUGAAGAAUGAAGUCAUUUACUCAGAGGUUAACAGUAAAUUUUCAAAAACUUCAACACUAAAGAUGAAAACUGAUCUAAAUGCAUCUGAAAGGUAAGAAGGUAGUAAGACCAAGAAAGGCAGAACUAUGAAGAUACGCAAGCUGUGCAGACUUCGGUUCGGUUGAUUGACAAUCUGGCUAACUAAUGUAAUGGAGAUAUCUAAAUUCUAAUUCCAAUGUUUAUGUUUGUUGUUGGUUGGACAGUUGGACAGAAGCCCACAAAAUGUCUUUUCUUAUUUUACCUGCCUGAAGUAGUUUACAGCUUUUAAAUGCCAGUUUGGAAACCUUGCUGUGAGAAAAGUAUUCCAUUCAUAAUCACAGAUCGUGAGUGAAAAGCCACACUUCAACAAAUGAAGUUUUCAAGAAUUUGCACAAAAUUAUUCACUGCAUUCAGCUCCCUUAUUCUAAGGUCUAUUAAGAGACUGAGCCAAACUGAAGAAAAAAACGAAUCUCAGGCCUUCCAGAGCCUCGGGUUUUGAAUCGACCAUUGACUCGUUGUUUUUUUUACAGUCAGACGCAUCUGGAAUAUCGGUAGCCCCUUCUUGUCAGUUUGAUCGUAUCUUCAUUAGAACCCCCACUUUCUCAGUGUUAUCCUUUAUUACUUUGCUACAUUUUUGUGAUCCUUUUUCUUUGUCAAAAAUACAAUAUAAUCCUGAACUGCUGUUGGGUUGUGGAUGUCAUAUAUUACCUGAAAUAGGAAAACAUCAUCUUUACACAAAGAAAAUCAACACAAGUUUUCUGUAAAAUACGACAAGCCACCUUUGGGUACAACGUUCCUUUUUCAACCAACAAAAUAACAUUUACAUCUUACACGUGUUUCUUCUGCUAUUUCUUGAUUUCCACUUAUUAUGAGGAAAUGUGAUGAAUAUUGAGUAAAAUGGAAUAUCAAAGCGGCAGCAAAUGGUAAUGUUGUUUAAGCAAUGUAGCUGUCAGACCUUGCAUUUAAUUUCUUGGACUGCUUUGAAAAACCCAAUAAAAAAUUUAAAAGGCCGCUCAUACAGUAAAGGGUGUCUAAUCAGUCUGUAACACUACAUUAUCACUGUGAAGGACAGCACGGUAUUUAACGCUUUGCUCAUAUUGCUGCCAACAUGGUGUGAUGGCAAGUGGCACCUGUUAAGAGAUAUUAAUAUUGCUGGUAUUUUGAAAAACAGAUUUGUUUACACUGCGGUGGGCUGGUGCCCUGCCCAGGGUUUGUUUCCUGCCUCGCGCCCUGUGUUGGCUGGGAUUGGCUCCAGCAGACCCCCGUGACCCUGUAGUUAGGAUAUAGCGGUUUGGAUAAUGGAUGGAUGGAUUUGUUUACAAAAGUGAGUGCAUCUUUUUAUACAAUUCAGAUUUAUUCAGAGGUGUCCACAGUGCAAUGAGAUUGUUACGUGUGUGUCUCCCCCAGACCUGUUACAGUAAUAAAAUAGUAAUUAAUAAAUUGAAUACAACAUCAGGCGACACACACAAGCAACACUCAUGCAGUUGUCAUCAGAAAGGGUUUGCGCUUUACAGCCUCUACAAAAAGCCUUUGUAUUCAUGGUUACGUUUAUGGAUAUUUCAAUUUUACCUGUUGUUGGAUUUCACUAUUUCUAUGUGCUUUGGAAUAUUCAUUUCUGAUUUACUUGCCUCUCUGUAUUUUUGAUCUCAUCCCUUUUAUGUAUCUUUACAAUUAACACAGUAUAAUACCAUAUUUUUCUUUAGGCACUGGUUCAACCACCACUUUAAUCAUGGAUUAAACUUAAAUGCACUGUAAUACUGUUGUGAAUUGUUAAUGUUUUAUCCAGUUUUGGAGAGAAUUUUAUUGGAGCACUAGGCACUUAUUAUUGAUUCAUUUUUGAUAUUCAUUUUUAGUUUUGUUUUUAUUUUCUUGUAGUUAAAAAACAUUUUCAACUUCUGUGAUGCCAUUUUGUUGUUCUGUGGGCUCUGCAGUUUUCCAAAAAUCUGGCUAUGGAAAACCAGCUUUAAAGUGUGCUGUUCACGAUGUCACUGUCACGAUGCCAUGCACUGCCUGGUCAUAUAAAAAAGCAGAUACUUUUCUGUUUUUUUG